Messenger RNA from Helianthus annuus (common sunflower), 1172 nucleotides. RefSeq lists its product as uncharacterized. The record is from RefSeq and is a predicted model, not a curated record. The coding region runs from base 518 to 862 and encodes 114 amino acids. Lineage: Eukaryota; Viridiplantae; Streptophyta; Magnoliopsida; Asterales; Asteraceae. The transcript has 3 exons.
UCUACAUCAAUUUAUUCCCUCUAUCUUUCUCUUCAUCUUCAUCAUCAAAGGCAACUCUUUGCCCAAAUAUCCUCCUCCCUCAUUUUCUUGUGGAGAUGGUGUCAAUUUCGCCUACCCCUUUUGGCAACGAUCGCAAAAACCCAAUCAUUUUGGAUAUACGAGUCUAGGUGUUACAUGUAUCAACAAGACGCCAACAAUUCAACUAGAUAAUAACCAUUUGUAUCGUGUCAAAAGUGUCAACAACUCCGAAAACAGUUUUGUUGUAUCAUUUUAUGAGCUAGGUGACACAACUUGUCCCGUGGCUCCACAUGAUGUUGUGAUAAACAGAUCUAGUUUCUUGACUUAUAGCAACAAUGUCAAGCUAGUAAACUUUUUUUAUAAUUGCACGGUUUAUCCUUCUGGUGUUGAGCCAAUAAAGUGUCUUCAAGUCGGGGCUAGGCAUUCUUAUGUGUUCUUGGAUGGAUCGGUUCCAAAGUUCGAUUGGAAAACCAAUUGUGAUUCGUUGGUAACAAUUCCUAUGAGUAUUGAGAGUUCUAUAACAACAGAUUUUGGAAAAGGUAUGAAACAAGGUUUCGAGUUAAAAUGGUCAACAAGCGUCGAAUGUGCAUCUUGCGAGGCUAGUAGCGGAUUAUGUGUAUAUGAUAAUGAACAAAUGUUCUCUUGUUCGUGUGGCAAAGGGGGGCGUUAUGCAAAUUGCCACGAGCGAGGUUUGGUGUCAAGUAAGUUCAAGUGGGGUCUUUUAUCCAUUGGUUUAUUGAUUUGUUGUGUGAUAAUAGGCGUAACAAUAUUGUACAUUGUCAAGAAAAGAAAAGAUGGUAGUUACAAACGAGGAUUCAAUCGGCUACCUACUGGUGGAAAAUAAAUUUGUCAUAAAAGCCAGGAAAUUAUGAAUAAUAAACAUAAAAGUAGGUGUUUAUGGUGUUCAUGUGCACACGUAUUCAAGUUAUAAGUCUCCAUGUUUUAGUUGUUUUUAGUACUACUGGAAAAUUAUCCGGUUUUCUACGCCAAAAAACAUUGAAAAUGCGUAGAAAAUUACGUAUGAUUGAUGAAACAGAUAAAAAUUGUAUGAACCUUCUUUUGGUAUAAACAAAUAUAUAAGAGUGGAUAUCGGUCUUGAGUUGCAUCUCAUAUCCGUCUUUCUUAAAUCGAAAGUCGUUUGAGAAGUCCUCUUA